Molecule: messenger RNA, 555 nt
Organism: Rotaria sp. Silwood2
Lineage: Eukaryota; Metazoa; Rotifera; Eurotatoria; Philodinida; Philodinidae
Source: the annotation of a GenBank genome assembly
AUGCAUUUUCUUGGUCGUAUUCAUCCUUUUUAUGCAAUUAAGAGUAAUCCUAAGAAUUUCAUCACUGAAAUUAUUGCUGAAUUGGGUGGUAGUUUUGAUUGUGCUUCAUUUGAAGAACUCAAUCUAGUACGUGAAACAUGUGGUAAUAAUUUUGAUUAUGCUACACGUAUUACAUUAAUAUCAGAACCUGGUCGUUAUUUUUCAUCUGGAGGUAUGACAUUACUUACUGGAAUUAUUGCUCGACAUGUUCACAAUCGUGAUUAUAAAUCGAAUGAAAAAAUGAUGAAACGUAAAUGUAAUAUUUCUAGUACAUCAAAUUCAUCAAAAGAUAAUGCUGAUGAAAAUUCGAAAUCUGUAAAAGCAAUUAUUGAAAAUGCUGAUUAUAUUUAUUAUAUUAAUAUUGGUGAUGUUUUAUGGUUUCCAGAUGUUGGUUCAAUUUAUUAUGCAACAUUAAAAUCUAUAGACAAAUUGAUCGCGAUAAAAAAAGCAUUAGCACGUUUUGAUCAACAACGUGAUCGUGAUACAGAAAUCUUACGAACAGUUACUGAAAAUUGA